AUGGCAAGACUCAUUACUUUCGUCUUGUUUCUAAUACUAUUGCACUUGAGUUUAGUCAACUCUAUUGCACCUCUGUACAACAUCACUCACAUCUACCUACAAGGUUUCAACUCUCCUGAAGGAAUUGCUGUUGGUAAUAAUAAUGAACUUUUCAUUUCAGAUUCCAAAAACCACCUUGUGAAAAGAUUAGAUUUGACAACAUUGAAAGUAACAAUCGUGGCAGGAACUGGAAUUGCUGGAAACGACACUAAUACUACAGCUACAGGUGCCAUGCUGAAUUAUCCAGGUGGUAUAUGUGUUACAUCAGAAGGAAAGUUAUUGAUUGCUGACACUUUAAAUCAUGUCAUUAGAGAAGUAAGCAAUGGACAGAUUAAAACAAUUAUUGGAAAAUGUGGAGUUUCUGGUGUUGCCAAUGAUUUGAAUACCCUCCCUACAAAUGCAUACCUAAAUCAGCCGAAAUAUGUUACCUCACUUCCAAAUGGCAAUAUUUACUUUUCAGAUUCAUUGAAUUACAGAGUUAGAAAGUAUACGAAAGCUAAUAAUUUCAUCUCUACUCAGCAACUUAUUGUACAAGGUUCUCUAUCCGCUGGAGUCGCAGCCUUUUCUAGUACUGAAAUGACUUUUGCUGAACCAGGUACUCAUCGUUUAAUUAGGACAGGCUCUGGAGCUACUUCCUAUUUAGGUGUUGGGUCUGCUGGUUAUGCCGAUGGCAGUGCAUUCAAUGCCUUGUAUAACGCACCUACUGGAGUUGCUUAUGGACCCAACAAGGAUCUUUACAUUGCUGACAGAGGAAAUCAUGUUGUUCGUGUUGUGAAAUUUUCUUAUGGAACUACUGGUACCCAAAAUUUAGCUACAAUUUCAUUAUUUUCAGGCGUUGCUAAAACUCCUGGAAGUGAUUUGGUAAAGAUGAAUAAUACCUAUGAUGUGGAUGUUAGUUCAGAAGGUCAUAUUUUUAUUCUUGAUACUGGUAAUCUCCGUAUUAGAAAAAUUGAACCUUAUUGCACAGGAGGUUAUGUAUACAAUGCUACUAUGAAUGAAUGUGUAGCUGUAUGUUUCGGUUAUCCCCAAUAUAGUGGAGAUGUCUGUUCUGGAAGAGGUGUUUGUUUGAAUUUUGACAUUUGUAAUUGUUUCAAUAGUUCACUUUGGGGAGGAGAAUUUUGUGAAAUUCCUAAAUGUAAUAAUAUAAUGGCUAAUGAUACUAGUGUUUGUUCUGGAAUUGGUACAUGUGUCUAUGCAAAUAAUUGCUCAUGUUGGAAUUCAACUUUUUGGGGAGGUCAAAAUUGUGACAUUCACAAAUGUGGAAAUGUUUUGGCAAAUUCUCCAAGCGUAUGUUCAGGAAAUGGAAAUUGUCUAGCACCUGGAGUUUGUAACUGUACCGAAAUGUAUGGUGGUUCCAAUUGUAACGUUCCUAAAUGUUCGAAUAUUUUGGCCACUAGUCCAGAAGUUUGUUCCUAUUCGAAAGGUCGAUGUGUUUCUCCUAACAAUUGUUCAUGCUCUGAAGGAUAUCAUGGAAGUAACUGUGAAUUAGUUUCUUGCUUUGGUGUCAAGAACACUAGUUUGAAUGUUUGCUCAGGAAAGGGAGUUUGUCUCUCAUUGAAUAAUUGUACAUGUCAACAAGGUUUCUAUGGAGAAAAGUGUCAGUAUUACGAUUGUUUCAGUGUAAGAAAUGAUAAGAAGGAUGUUUGUUCAUCACAUGGUAAUUGUUCCAAUAUCGAUACAUGUAAUUGUACAAAACCUUACUAUGGAACAAACUGUGAAAAAUUUGAUUGUUAUGGAAAGGCUCAAGAUUCGAUUUCAGUUUGUUCUUCAAGAGGAUUCUGCUCAUCACUUGAUAACUGCACAUGUCAAGAAGGAUAUUAUGGAAAAGAAUGUGAAAAAUUCAACUGUUAUGGAGUGAAUUCACUCAACUCUACAGUUUGUUCAGGAAAAGGAAGUUGCGUUUCUGCUAACAAUUGUACCUGCCAACAAGGGUUUUAUGGAAGCAAUUGUGAAUUAUUCGAUUGCUAUGGUGUUAGAAAAGAUAAGAGAGAUGUUUGUUCAUCACAUGGUAAUUGCACAAAUAUUGACACUUGUAAUUGUACAAAACCUUAUUAUGGACAAAAUUGUGAAAAAUUUGAUUGUUAUGGAAAGGCUCAAGACUCACUUUCAGUUUGUUCUUCAAGAGGAAUCUGCUCAUCACUUGAUAAUUGUACAUGUCAAGAAGGUUAUUAUGGAAAAGAAUGUGAAAAAUUCAACUGCUAUAAUGUUUCCUCACUCAACUCAACUGUUUGUUCUGGAAAGGGAGUUUGUGUCUCCCUGAAUAACUGUACCUGUCAACAAGGUUUCUAUGGAGAAAGAUGCCAAUAUUAUGAUUGUUUUAGUAUCAGAAAUGAUAUGGGAGAUGUUUGUUCAGCAAGAGGUAUCUGCUCUUCUCUUGAUAACUGCACAUGCAAGGAAGGUUAUUAUGGCAAAGAGUGUGAAAAGUUUAAUUGCUAUAAUGUUAGCUCACUCAAUUCGAAUGUGUGUUCUGGAAAAGGAGUGUGUCUCUCAUUGAAUAAUUGUUCUUGUCAACAAGGUUUCUAUGGAGAAAGUUGUCAGUAUUAUGAUUGUUUCAGUGUAAGAAAUGAUAAGAAGGAUGUUUGUUCAUCACAUGGUAAUUGUUCCAAUAUCGAUACAUGUAAUUGUACAAAACCUUACUAUGGACAAAAUUGUGAAAAAUUUGAUUGUUAUGGAAAGGCUCAAGACUCACUUUCAGUUUGUUCAUCAAGAGGAAUCUGCUCAUCACUUGAUAACUGCACAUGUCAAGAAGGUUACUAUGGAAAAGAAUGUGAAAAAUUCAACUGUUAUGGAGUGAAUUCACUCAACUCUACAGUUUGUUCUGGUCACGGUAAUUGUACAGACAAAGACACUUGUGCAUGUAAAUCAAGCCACUAUGGAUACAAUUGUGAAAUUCCAAAUCCAUGUACUUUACAAUGUGUAAAUGGAACUUGUUUAAACGAAACUGGAAUUGCUAUUUGUAAAUGUGAUUCAGGAUAUGGAGGAAGUUUAUGUGAUUUAUUUGAUUGUUUUGGUGUAUCAAGUUUGAAUCAAUCUGUUUGCUCUGCUUCUGGCACAUGUCAAUCUCCAGAUGUUUGUGAAUGUCAAUUGGGUUAUUUUGGUUUGGAUUGUGACAUUUUCAAUUGUUCAAGGGUUAAUAAGAGCAUUUGUCAAAAUGGUUAUCAAUGCUUAACUAGUGGUACUUGUACUUGCUCAGAAGAAUGGGGUGGAGACAAAUGUGACAAAAUCAAAUGUUAUUCUCUGACUUUUGACAUGCCAAAUGUUUGCUCUGGUCAUGGCAAAUGCUCUAGUUACAAUAAUUGCACAUGUAAUAAUGGUUGGAACGGUUUAGAAUGUUCUCUGGCCAAAUGUAAUGGAGUUCUUUCGAAUAACGAAAGUGUUUGUUCUGGAAAGGGUAAAUGUCUGAAACCAGACGAAUGCUCAUGCAAAACUGGAUUCACAGGAGGAAACUGUCAAUACAAUGUUUGCUAUUCCAAGUCAGAAAUUGAUUCAAAUGUAUGUUCAGGUAAUGGCCAAUGUAAAUCUCCAAACAAUUGUGAAUGUUUGAAAGGUUUCGUUGGAAAUGAAUGUCAAUAUCUCAGUGUUCAAAUGGAUGUUGAUAAUGCUAUAAUUUAUUCCUAUUCUAAUGUAUUGAACAUGUUUUUGAAUGAAUCUGUAGUUGAAGGAUGUGAAAAUUUCAUUCAAGAAAAUGAUAUUUCCAAAUUUGGUCAAGUUGACUUGCUUAAAUGUCAAUGGAGAAGAAAUAAUCUCAAGAUUUAUUUAGGAUAUAAUCAUCUAAUUGAAACUGGUUCAAUUAUCAAGACAACAUUUGGAAUUCAACUCCAAGUUGACUUUGAAAUUCCUCAAACUCCUUCCACUCCAUCCAUUCAGCAACUCGUAGAUUUGAUUCCAUCCUCUCAGGACUUGAUUAUCAGAUCAUACAUUCCACCUUCAUAUCAUCAUUUCAAGAAAAUUUCUCAAAUUUGGUCUUCCUCCAUUGAAACUGUUUCUUCCACCUUGGUCAAUUAUGCAAACAAGACAGUUAUUAGUAUUCCAAAGAGUAUAUUGAAAGAUAUUCCGAAUGUAUUCGAUAUUGUGAUGAAUACGACUAAUGAGAAGUAUAUUUCGACUUCAAGUGUUAAAAAUCUUCAAGUCAACCCAGAAGGACAACUUAUUCCUUCCUUUAAUGUUUUGAUUGAUAAUCUUGAAUGUAAAGGAUAUAAUUGUUUAUUUGAAGUAUCUCCUCUGUCAUUAAAUACUUCACUUUCGUAUGAUGUAUCUGGAAUGAUAAAUACAGAGCUUUCUAAUAAGCAAAUGAUAAGAAUUCCACAAGAAAAUUUGUCAACUUUUAAGGUAAUAGGUACGCAUAGGGAAUCUAAAUCAACUCUAAAUAUCGACUAUCCUAUCAAAAAGUCACCAAUCAAUUCAAUUGACUUGAGAUUAACUAAUGUUAACAGAACUAUUUCUCUAAAUUCAGGAAAGUUAACAAUUGCAUUAGAAAGUGAUGAUCCUUUCGUUUCUUCUAUUACAAAAUCUUAUUCUUGGUAUUGUUACAGAACUUUAGACAAGUCAAUUAUGGAUGUUUCGAAUAAUUUAUGUCAAGGAACAUCUUGCCAAUUAGAAACGGAUUUUAAUUCUCUUGGAUUCUUUGAAGGUAUCUAUUUGAUAGGAACCAAUGUUACGACAGCGGAAAGUACCUUCUCCUAUUUUGGUUACAUUGAAUUGGUCAACUCUGCCACUUCUGUUCCUAAGUUAACACCAGAUUACAUUCCAUCAGUAUAUCCAGAAGGAAAGAAUCUUUCGUUAUAUUGUGUGGUCGAAUCUGAAAGUUUAGUUACUUUGAAUUGGAAAGUCUUGAAUGGAAAAUUGAGAAAUUCUCCAAAUCUUGAACUUUUCACAGUUUCUAAUAUUCUUGUUGGAAACUCCCUAGAAGUUUACCUUAAUAUUGGAAAAGAAUAUCUUAUUGAAGGUGAAUUUUACGAAUUUGAAUUGGAAACUACAAAUACAGAUGGCUCUUCCAAGUUGACACUUUCUACUAGAAUCGAUAUGAAACCAAGAUUUACUUGUUUAUUAGAAACAGUGAAAAACGAAAGGGAUAUUAUUGCUCAUGAAACUUUGGUUUCUAUUAGUUGUUUAACACUUCCACAAGAUUCCAUUUCUAGUAUUGUAAUGGAAGUUCACUCACAAAAUGAAAGAUUAUUUGUCCUUUCGAAUAGUUUGAAAAAUACAAUUGUGACUCACUUACCAUUCUUCAAUCAACAAAGUUUAGUUUUGGUUGUGAAAAUGAUCAAUGAAUUUGGAACUGUGAGUGAAUUUAGAAAUAACUUGCCAUCUCUAUUGCCAGAAAAAAUUGAUAUUUCGAAUAAUUCACUUCUUUCUAGAAUUAAUUAUGUCAGUAAUGAAUUUGCUGCACUGAGACAAUCCAAACCACUGACUGUAGAUACAAUUAAUUCUGUAAAUGCCUUAAUAUCAUUAAUUACUCAAGACGAAACUUUGAAUAAUGUCGCCGAAAGAAUAAUCUCACAAGAUGCAAAGAGAGAAGCAGUUUCCAUUCUUAUUGAUAUGUUGAGUGCUCUGAAAGAUAUUCCUUCAUUAAGCUACAACGCUGAUGAAAAGAUUGUUCAAUUAAUUCUGCCUUCAAUUUCGACUAUCUUUAAUCUAUUAGAAAAGUUCUCAGUUUCAACUAGUUCUGAAAUAGUUUGGUGGAUGGACUGGAUAUUCGCUUCUAUGAAUCAAGCACGUUCCUAUUAUUCCUCCAAUGUUUACAAAACUCUGUUAGAUUCAAAGAACUUUGAUGAAAUUUCAAGUUUAAUGACCAUUCUUUCGAACACUUUUUCCAAUAACGCAACAAAGCAAGGAGAAUUAGCCAAGUAUCAUUUAGAUUACUACAAACUCACAGGAAAAUCCUCCUCUGAUGGAUUAAUCUCCACUCAAAUCCUUCAACUUGAAAAACAAUUCAAUUCCAAAUCAGUUUCCAUUUCCAAAGAUUUGUUGAAUGUGAAAAUUACCUUCCCAAGCAAAUUUUCAGAACAAGUUCAAAAUUUAGGAUCAAAAUCUAUGAUUUUCUAUGCCUUAACAAUGAUUACCAAUGACACCAAUGAUGGAAAUAUUCUUUCAGUGAGGCCAUCUUUGGAUUUGUCAAUUUAUGACAAGAAUGGAAAUGGAGUGAAGGUUGACAAUCUGGCAGAUCCUAUUAUUUUCAAAUUUGAAGGACUUGUUACAGCUAACAAGACUGGUAUCAAUGCAUCCUGCGUCUUUCUUGAUAAUUCGAAAAGUUGGUCUCAAUCAGGAAUUAGCAGCUCUGUAACUAUAACAAAACGAAAUGGAGACUUGUUAUAUUUUGAUUUAGAAUGUCAAGUAUCCCACCUCAGUUUAUUCACCAUUCAAGAAUUACCAUAUAUUAUCAACCCAGCAAUUCCUCCAAUAGUUACAGAACCAUCUUCACCAAUUUCCGAAUUGAGUAAUAACAGAAAUCCUGAUAAUGCUCAACAAGGAAUGGAUACAGGUGCUCUUGCAGCAGCUAUUGCAGUUCCAGUUGCAUUUGUUGUUAUUCUAAUUAUCAUUAUUGUUAUCAUUCUCUUGAUUUGCAUUGUUUGGAGAAUGAAAAAGAAACAACCAAGAACGGAAACUCUUUCCAAUGUUGCUACUAUCAACUCUGGAGAUAUUGAAUUAGUCUAUGAUAAUCUUCCAACUCAAGCAUAUUACUUAAAACCAAGCAGUGGUUACAGUUUCCAAUUAGAAAAUGCCUUCAUCAGUGCUGAAUUCAAUCCUCACUUGAGAUAUACCAAUAUUGCAAGAAUUGGAAGUGGAAAUGUCUUUAAAGUAAUCGAUUCUGUCAAGAAUUGUUCAAAAGCAAUCAAAAUUGUCAAAUACAAAUCUGAGGAAGAUGUGAACAAAUUCCUUAAUCAAGCCGUUCAUCUACUGAAUACUACCAAUCCAAAUAUUUGUAAAAUUAAUGAGAUUUUCGUGAGUACAAUAGAUCAAAAGAUUUGCAUUGAUAUGGAUUAUUUCGAAAUGGGUGAUUUCAGCAAGUUGACUAAUCGAAACUUUAAUGUUUCUGAAAAGUUAGUGAAACAGAUCAUUUUUCAAAUAUGUACAGGUUUGGAAUAUUCACAUUGUGUUGAAAAAUGCAUUCAUGCAAACAUCAAACAUUCCAAUUUACUCAUCAAGAGUUUGGAUAACGAUAAUAUUCAUGCAUUAAUUUCAGAUUUUGGAUAUGGAGUUUUUGGAACGAAAGUAAAUCCAAUCUUUUCAUCUCCAGAAAUAGUGUCUGUAUACAAACACUACUUUAAUGCAGAUAUCUUUAGUUUGGGAGUAGUUAUGUAUCAGAUCAUGACCAAAGACAUAACCACGUCAAUCUCCGAAUUGUAUGGACAUAGAGAUGAGAAAGAAGUUGUGCAAAUGCUGAGAAAGACAUUGGUGGAAAGAUAUUCGAACGAAAUUAUCGAUUUAGUAUUGAGCAUGCUUGAAAAGGAUAAUUUAACAAGGCCUCAAGCUCAGGAUGUUCUUUCGCAUUCUUUACUUGCAGAAUUUAAAAAAAAGAAGUAA
Messenger RNA from Naegleria gruberi, 7563 nucleotides. RefSeq lists its product as uncharacterized. Bases 1 to 7563 code for a protein of 2520 amino acids. Gene Ontology annotation, biological process: protein phosphorylation. Gene Ontology annotation, molecular function: protein binding; protein kinase activity; ATP binding. The record is from RefSeq and is a predicted model, not a curated record. NCBI's taxonomy places the organism in Eukaryota, Heterolobosea, Eutetramitea, Acrasida, Naegleriidae. The transcript is spliced from 2 exons.